This is a messenger RNA of Macrobrachium nipponense, 4804 nucleotides long. It is a transcript of the gene SIDL, whose product is annotated as trafficking protein particle complex subunit 10-like. Gene Ontology annotation, biological process: early endosome to Golgi transport; intra-Golgi vesicle-mediated transport. The record is from RefSeq and is a predicted model, not a curated record. Gene Ontology annotation, cellular component: TRAPPII protein complex. Lineage: Eukaryota; Metazoa; Arthropoda; Malacostraca; Decapoda; Palaemonidae.
AUGAUAUUAAGGAUCUUUCAUAGGCCGACACGAGCUGAGCCCAGAAAGUAUAUAGCGAUCCAUUAUGCACUAAAGACUAGUUUUGAUGAAGAUGAUAAUUAUCUUAAGACAGUUCAAAUAGAUGCUGGAGACAAUUCUCUCUUUACUGGUCUGCAGGCUGAUUGGUUACCUCAUUGCCAGGAGAGUGUUGAGUGGCGACGUUUAGGCCGACCAUCCAGGUGUGUCCAUGUAGAAGUAGACUUUGUUCCUUUUUCUGAAGAAUGUCUAGUAAAAGAUGCAACACGUACCAUCCUAGGUCAACCAAUUUUCCAUACGUACUGGACAGAUUGCUCGGAUGUAGAGGUCUACAAGAACUCAAUGCGAGACAAUCUUCAAACAUGGGUUACAUCAUUACGUCAACAAGGAAUCACCGAUUGGAUGGUGAUUCUUUUAGAAACACCAGAUACACGCAAGGGUAACAAGCUUCUUCCUCGCACCACUGUUUUAGACAAAAUUAAGAAUGACUUUGGGGGUAAACAGGCUGAAAGGUGUGUUUCCUUAAUAGAUCCUUUGAAAACUGACUCUAGAUCAAUGGAAUCCUGGCAGACUCUUCUCACAAAAAUGAGACACUUACUGAUGAUAUCAUAUAACCGUGCACUAAAUAGGUUUGAGGAAAAUAUGAGAGCUGAACGUGAAAGACGGAUAGAGAAGUCUUGGUCAUUUUGUUCAUAUUUCUUACUUCAAGAAGAACUUGCACAAGUGUUUAGUUUGCUUGCCCUCCAUGAUGAAGCUUUAGUACAAUAUGAUGAACUGGAUGCUCUUUUCACUCAGUUUGUUCUCAAUUCUGCUCAUGGAGAUUCUCCGCCUUGGCUUGCUACCUUCAGCCAGCCUUGUGAGAAAUGGGAAGGUCUCCAUUUGACUUCAGAAUUGGACGUGGGUGUACAAGGGAAGAUCAGGAGUAAGGAAGUAACUCUUAUUGAAUUUCGAAAUUAUUUAUUCCAGCGACAGUGUGCUUUGCUUUUUCAGUUGAACAAACAUUGGGAGGUUGCAUCAAGAGCUUUGACUUUCUUGCAAAACACAGUAGGCGAACUAAAUAUUCUUGAGGUCAGUGUGGCACCAGGUGGAGUAGCAUGUUGGGGUGUGUUGUCAUGCCUUGAAAUAAUUGAUGCUCUGCAAAAUUACAAAGAACCAUCCACAACAGAUGCUCAUGCACUUCAUACUGCACCAUUAUGGGCAUAUGCUAGGGAUAAGCUGCAAGAACUUGGAACUUUAUGUGGCCUGAUGCCAGGAAGUGAAACAAAGAGUACACAACUUCACACGGUCAUAUCUCUUGUGUAUGGGAUGGGUAAUGACCCACAUAGCCAUGAUGAACCCAGUGAUGACCCAUCUGUACAUGACACACCAAUGACAAGACUGAAAGAUGCAUUGUCAUCUCCAGAAGCUUUUAAAAAGCAUUUUUUGGAUUUAUCUGAGGUUGCUAUCAGUACUUACAAGCAUAUAGGAAGGAUUCGAUCUGCUCGCCUAAUUGGAAAGGACCUGGCCACUUUUUAUAUGGCUCAAGGUGAGCCUCAGAAAGCUGCUACCUUCUUGACAGAUCAGCUAACUAUGUUUUUGGAUGAAAAAUGGCUGUUGUUAGCAGCGUACACUCAGUUAACUCUUGCUACCUGCUACCGGUCAACAUCAGAUUCAGAGAGGUACAUUCGGACAUGUGCACAGCUAGCAGGAAGUGAAGUAUUGAGUAAUGAAAUUAGGAAAGAACACUUUGAAAAAAUGUCUUCCGGUAUUCAGGAUGUUAUUAAAGAUUCACCACUAAUGAUACCUAGUGAAAGGAUUUUUGAAGUUACUGGCAUAAAGCUCAUCUCUGAGGAUAGAAUAAUCUUGGAUUCUGAGGUGCAAGUUGAACUUGGAGUGUUCAGUCAGCUUCCAGAAGAUCUUACGUUUAAGAGUAUUAGUGUUAUGUUGCAACAUUUUCAAGAGGACAAUGAAUCUUCAAGUAAACGUUCUUCAGAAGUAGAGCGGAAAACUAGUUCAUCUAGUAGUACAUCUCAACCAUCGACAAGGAAAACACUCCCGUCUAAUGUGGUUCAAAGAAGUGGAUCAAAUUCAGGAGACUCAGAGCAUCAGAGUGGGCCUUCAGACAGCUUAGAAACAGAUACUGCUAAAUUCAACUUGAUGACACAGCCUCUUCAUAUGAGUCUGCAUUUGGAAUAUAAACAAGAUAAAUCCCUUUCAUCAGCUGCUGUCACUUGCUCAAAUUCACAUAAAGUUCUAAGGCGGCGAGAUAGUCAAGGUGGCCUUUUUAAAUCUGAUCGAAAUGUGAUGAAGGAAGAAGUCAAAGAUAAACUGUGUGCAGAAAAUAUCAUCAUUAAACCUGGUCAGAACACUGUAAAAUUGUCUACAAAGGUAUCUAAACGAGGGAAGUUCACAGCAAUUCAGGUUGCCUUAUCUUUAGAAAAAGUUGAGUUCAUCUGUGGAAAAGCAAGUAUUGGAGGUUUGCCACUUUGCUUGGAAGUGGUCAGUGAAAAUCCUCGAAUAUUCUUGGGUCGAAGAGACAGAGAUCUUUUGGCCGGUAUUUACCAGCCAAUGGUUCUUACAGUUCACAGUGGAAGUUGGCAUGUUGCAAAUGGAACUUCAGUCAAACUACGAACAUCACGUGGUCUUACAGUUCGCCAGGACAAGGAAGACUCCGAAGUAAAAGCUUUGGAACGGGAAAUAGAAAUUUCUUUACCUGAAGUAGAUCCUUUCUCUUCUGUAGCAAUACCAUUAACUGUUUUGGCUGAUCUUGGUCCACAAAAGGAUGCUUCAACAGUUGAACACACAGUUAACAUUAGCAGUUCACUGAUAGAGCAACGAGCAGAUAUUGAUGUACACUUUAUUCCGCCAUUUAUGUCCUCACAUAAACUUCACACUGCAAAUAUGUCCAAGUUUGUUCAGGUGACCAUGACUGGUCUUGUAAGCAGGGCUGUUGAAAUAACAGAACCAAAUCUCUGUCUGUUAGAUCCUAAGCAACAUGUGGUGUUAAAGUCUCUGCAUCCACCUACUCAAUCUUUGGUGGUCUGUACAGAUCAGUCAGCUAGUUAUAUGUGGGAAGUUGGAGUAGAUUAUGAGCAAGAUGCAACACCAACACUGAAACUUGAAUUUUCUGUGAAGUACAGGCCCCUCAAUGAAAUUAACGAACCCUUAGAAGAGGAAGUUCGAACCUAUGCCUCAUCAUUUGAUUUACAAGAUUAUAAGACUUUGUAUACUAUCCGAGCAAGAGUAGAACCCAGCAAAGGAUCAGAGCUGUGUCGAGCUGGAAACAUGUGCCACUUACAUAUUGCCUUACAACAAGUGGCAGUAUCAUCAACAUCAGCUGAUAGUGAUGGACAGGAGUUGCAACCAUCAUCUCAUUCCAUUAUGUAUGAAGUCCUUGCAGAUCAGACAAUGUGGGCUGUGUGUGGCAGAACAGCAGGUGUCCUUACUCUUGAAGGUGGAGUACGCCAGAGUGUUAUCUUAGAUGUUAUGCCCUUAACAGGGGGAUUCCUACCACUGCCAUCUGUGCGCCUUUCAAAGUACAUUCCAGCUGAUAGCAGACAGCCAGCCCCCAGAGAUGGAGGGAGAAAGAAUGAAUAUGUAGGGAGUGCCUCUUCUGUCCCCCGUCUAGAGCCAUUUAGUCCUGGCCAGGUUUACAACUUUAGUAAGGCCCAACAAGUUCAUGUCCUACCUGCUUCAAAUAUGGCUCAGUCUGAUUUGUCCGUAACUUAAAUUUGUUUUCAUUAAUUCCUUUAUAAAUAAUUUAAUGCUAAUUUCAUAUUUUUAAUUGUAUCAAAUCAUUUCUAUUACUGGCUCUAUGAUUAGCCAUCUUCCCAAGAGAAAGCCAUAAUGGCUUAGUCAGAUACCUGAAAUAAAUUGCCUUCACAUUUGUUUCAUAUUCAUGAAAAAGGUGUCCAGAGAACCAGUCUUCCCAUCCAUUGGCUGGGCCCGAGUACAACCCAGUAUCCAGGAAUCGUAUGAAGUUAGCUGAUUUAUAAUUCAUUUCAGGUCUAGCCCAUCCAUGUUAAUCAUGAGAUAGAAAGCUAAACCAUACAACAUUUUACAUUAUGUUUUUAUGAAAGAACUGUUGGUAUAGCCACAUAAUACCUUAUCUCACUGAGGACUCAUAAAGAAAGGAAAUCAAGAGGCCUGUGUCAAAGGAAAUAAUUAAACUUGUCUCUUGAAGGAAGGGAGUUCAUUAGAAGUAAGAGAAGAAUUCUUCAACCUGGCAAUAAUAUGAAAGGAAUGGUCACCAAAUCAAGCAAUCCAAAGAUUUGUAACUUCCAUAGACUUUGUAUGGGAGGCGCUUUGUGGUUGCCUGAGAGAAGUUCGUUCCUUCAGCAUAAUAAAUAGUAAUUGAUAUAUAUGAAUAGUGAUUAUAAAAAAGAAGCAGGUGUGGGACCUCUUGCGGUAGAGAGAAAGGAUGUAGAAAAGUUGUAAAAGCAGCAUCAUUGAAUUCAGUCAUAUCCAUAAGGAAAGAAGCAGCAGCAUGCAAAAAAUGAGAGUAAUUCUCAAAAUGGAGGAUGAUUAGAAACAUGUGUGUUUAAUGAUUAUUUUCCCUUCUAUCUAUUGAGUAUUGUGAGUUGAAGUGAGACAUUCAUUUUGGUCUUUGAUGAAAUCUCCCAGAUAGAAAACACCAGCGUAUUGGUGAGCUAGCAAAGACUUAUGGCAGAAAGGAAGACUUAAAAAUAAUAAAAAAAAAAAUGUUAGAAUUAAAUGAAGAGUAAAACUGGGUACUAAUGGUAAAUAUGAUAGGAGCUUGUAGCCAUAUAGCAUCAUGCAUGAAGGAUUCAGGUUCCAAGUGUGGUAAUGU